Leptopilina boulardi is the source of this 1937-nucleotide messenger RNA. RefSeq lists its product as uncharacterized. Lineage: Eukaryota; Metazoa; Arthropoda; Insecta; Hymenoptera; Figitidae. Gene Ontology annotation, biological process: positive regulation of voltage-gated potassium channel activity; regulation of synaptic transmission, cholinergic; sleep. The record is from RefSeq and is a predicted model, not a curated record. The coding region runs from base 217 to 666 and encodes 149 amino acids. The transcript has 3 exons.
UCAACAGUGCGUUUCAAGCUCUUGUGGCCGCGAGGUCGGCCCUUUUAAAGCAUCCCUUAAAUUUUCACAUUAAAAUCAUUGAAAAUCAUUUUUAAAAAAAUCAUUGAAAAUCAUUGAAAAUUAUUAAAAUCUAGUGAAUCUCAUACACUUUUUUCGCGAUUCGAGAUAUUCUUUUUUAUUCACAUUUCAAUAAAAGUGCAAUACACUGAUUACAAUAUGGGAUUGCAAUUGCGUUUAUUGACAAUUGCCUGCUGUGCUUUUCUCAUCUUGGAAAAUUGCGGUGUAAAAGCUGUGAGAUGUUACGAUUGUAACAGUCAUAACGACAGUAGAUGUGCAGAAGAAGAACCUCCCGAGGAAUUAAAAGUGGAUUGUUCAUCAAAAAGAGACGGAGCCAAAUAUACAAUGUGCAGAAAAAUUGUUCAAACAAUUGAAUUCAGUGUCAAUGGCUUGCCACCAAACAAGAGGGUAAUUCGUGGUUGCGGUUGGGACGAGUCACAUUACAAGGGCAAUUGUUACCAGAGGGGUGGUUUUGGUGGACGACAAGAAGUUUGUUCAUGUCUUGAAGAUUUUUGUAAUGCUGCCACACCAGGUGCAAUUCCAAUUUCUCAAUCCCUUCUACUCUCAUGUUUACUUGGUAGCGUAAUUUACGCUUUUAUUCGAAAUUAAUCGCAUCUGAUUAAUAAAAUGAUUUGUUGAAUUAAAAAAAAUGAAAAAUCGGCCUCAAUUAUCUCGAGGAUUAAACCGAUAUUUGCUGCUAGAUAGCAUAUAAAAAAAAUGCGACGAUUAUAAUCGAUCGUCCAAAAUUCUAGAACAAAUUCGCAUAAGUGCGGUCAAAAAAAAAAAAAAAAAAGGACAUUGAAUUAUUUGUCAUUAGAACGAAAAACACUCCCUCUAACUAAAAUUAAUCAAAAAUUUGACAAAAAAAAAAAAAAAAGAAAAUAUUACCUCCAUUUCAAAAACACGACUAUUAUGUAGAUUUUUAAGCACUAGUGCCUUAAGAAUUUAUUUUAGAGGCACUGCUCGCUGUCAAAACAAAAGCAGUUCCUAUGCAUUAAUUUUAAUUAAAUUCGCUAGGCCAAUUUCGUUUCGUUUUUGAUUGGAGGUAAUUAAAAAAAAAGAAAAUGUCAAAAAUAUAAAUUAACAUUCAUUUAUUAUUUAUUUUUAUUUAUUUGUAUUAUUGUUAUAUUUUUCAAUAAUUAUAAUUCAAAUUUACAAUUUAAUUGUAAAGAAAAAAAUUUUGGUGCUAAUGGGAAAUUUUUCAAAAAAAAAGGAAAAAUGUCUUCAUUAAUUGCAUCGGCACAAACGAAUUAAUUUUGCGCAUUACGAGUUUGCUCAAAAAAAAAAAAAAAAAAGAAUUUCAGUCUGAAAUUCAGAUCAAUUCACUUAAAAUUUAGAGCUUGACAUUUAAAAAAAAAUUCUUUUGCACAAAUUGUGUCGAGUUCUAUAUUAAUUGAUUAAUCACACUGUAAAAAAAUUUUUUUUUCGAAAUAAGUUUACUUUUUCAUCCUUAUAUCAAAAAUUUAACUUAUUUUAAUUUUUUUUUUUUGCACAUCGCUGAAAAAAGGGAAUUUUGACAAAUUUCGGAAAUUGCCCUUAAGGCACAAAUAAUGUCUUCUGUGUUGAGAAAAACAAAUCAAGACUUCGUAAGCAAAAAUUUUAUUUCAAAUCAAAUAUUAUUUUACGUCAAUGUGGAACGUUCAAAACUGGUAAAAAAAAAAAUUUAGUCCCUUUUUUUCAAGACAAUCUGCACAAAAAACACGCUCAUGGAAAAAAAAAUUCAUUGUCUCAGUAAAAGUUGAAAAAAAAUCAUAUAAUAAUUCCAAUAAAUUAUUUAUAAGGUGAAAAUGAAAGCCAAAUUAAAGGGGAAAAUUUAGUUUCCAAUUUUGUGUUUUAACUUUCCACAUUGUGAAUAAAAAUACAAGUUUUUAAAAAAAAAA